UGGCGAUUGCUGAUAACUGCUAUAGGACUUGCGCUGAUUCUCGUCUGUUCACUUCCAGGUGGUGGGCUCGCGGAAAGGAGAACUGCAAAGAGACAGGCGUGCUGUCGUUGGGCUACAGCGUCCUGGUCCGGGAUCGUGGCAAGAAAGAGGAGUCCGUCAAGGAGGCCAAGGCGUUGCCAGCAUCUGGAUGAGCGUUGACCAAAACAACAACAUCAUCGACCGUGUAUUCCGCAAAGAAGUCGUGAUGGAUGAGUACGCCUGGCGAGAUCCCAAACUGUGGGCCGGCGAUGUCCGCCAGCCCACAGGACGAUAUCCCUAUGAAUUGAGUUGUCCUAACUCUCUGCUGAACAUUCCGGGACUCAACGCCGUUCCUGUGCUGAGAGAAGGACUGCAUGCGGGACUACUCCUGCCUGCGGUGUUCGCCUACCGCAUCUACACGGAAUUUUCUCCCCAUGGAGAUUUGGGGGAUCUGAUCGAACACUACGCCCACGUGCUGGACAAACCCAUCCCGGAACCGAUGAUAUGGAACGUUGCGGAGUCGCUAGCCCUGUGCGGCUUCGCCAUGGAACACGGCCAUAUCAAUAACCGGCCAGGCAAGAUCGACAUGGCACCGAAUUGGCGUUCAAUUGUCCAUCGCGACCUCAAGCCUUUGAAUGUGCUAUUGAAUUCACCCGAUCCAACGCUAUAUCCGCAAUACCCCCACGCUGUCGUAACCGACUUUGGGCUCGCGUUCACAACCGCCGGAGGAGAUCCUACCAAUCCACAGUGGUGGAACAACGAUGAGGGAACUCCCAGCUUUCGAGCACCCGAGCAACGACGAUUUCUUGACAUGGACACUCUCGAACCAAUCGACGGCGAUUGGAGGCUGGGGCCGUGGACCAAUGUAUACGGCAUCGGGCUUAUUCUGUACUGCUUGAUCACGCUACGCCAGAGCCCUCCCGGAACCUUGUAUCUAGGAGACGGCGAGGACGACGAACGACUCAAACCUCCAGAGGACAGCUCGCCUUCGGACACGUACAGCCCCGAAUUGAGGGAGCUAGUUUGGCAAUGCUUACAAUUCGACGAUACCGAACGGAUCGAAUUCCAGGACAUGCUGCGUGAGAUCCGCCUUCACACCAAUAUCGCAGCUACCCCCGAACACUAUAUGCGAAAUGGUACGGCUAAUCCCGUGAUCCUUGCUAAUUUCAGCCUCCAACUUGCGGCAGAGCAAUACCGAGUGGGUAUGGCACUGCCUCCAGCUCCAGCAUAGACGUGGACUGCCCGGGAGAAGACACAAGGGCCGCUUGUACAGACUACCUUCCCGAUCUACACACCAAUCCACUUCCUCGGCAAGAACUCCCACACCGUCCCA
Messenger RNA from Neohortaea acidophila, 1351 nucleotides. RefSeq names its product kinase-like domain-containing protein. Gene Ontology annotation, molecular function: protein kinase activity; ATP binding. NCBI's taxonomy places the organism in Eukaryota, Fungi, Ascomycota, Dothideomycetes, Mycosphaerellales, Teratosphaeriaceae. Gene Ontology annotation, biological process: chromosome segregation; protein phosphorylation. The record is from RefSeq and is a predicted model, not a curated record. Gene Ontology annotation, cellular component: nucleus; cytoplasm; centrosome. The transcript is spliced from 2 exons. The coding region runs from base 188 to 1249 and encodes 353 amino acids.